AUGUCGUCCACGCAGCAGAUCCCAACCCAAGCCUCCACUCAGCAGAUCCCAACCCAAGCCUCCACGCAGCAGAUCCCAACCCAAGCCUCCACGCAGCAGAUCCCAACCCAAGCCUCCACGCAGCAGAUCCCAACCCAAGCCUCCACGCAGCAGAUCCCAACCCAAGCCUCCACGCAGCAGAUCCCAACCCAAGCCUCCACUCAGCAGAUCCCAACCCAAGCCUCCACGCAGCAGAUCCCAACCCAAGCCUCCACUCAGCAGAUCCCAACCCCAGCCUCCACGCAGCAGAUCCCAACCCAAGCCUCCACGCAGCAGAUCCCAACCCAAGCCUCCACGCAGCAGAUCCCAACCCCAGCCUCCACGCAGCAGAUUCCAACCGCAGCAGAUCCCAACCCCAGCCUGCACGCAGCAGAUCCCAACCCCAGCCUGCACGCAGCAGAUCCCAACCCCAUCUGCACGCAGCAGAUCCCAACCCCAGCCUCCACUCAGCACUGA
Biomphalaria glabrata is the source of this 495-nucleotide messenger RNA. RefSeq lists its product as uncharacterized. The transcript has a single exon. The record is from RefSeq and is a predicted model, not a curated record. Lineage: Eukaryota; Metazoa; Mollusca; Gastropoda; Planorbidae. The coding region runs from base 1 to 495 and encodes 164 amino acids.